Messenger RNA from Loxodonta africana (African savanna elephant), 1101 nucleotides. It is a transcript of the gene DNAJB8, whose product is annotated as DnaJ heat shock protein family (Hsp40) member B8. Gene Ontology annotation, molecular function: Hsp70 protein binding. The transcript has a single exon. The record is from RefSeq and is a predicted model, not a curated record. Lineage: Eukaryota; Metazoa; Chordata; Mammalia; Proboscidea; Elephantidae. Bases 1 to 705 code for a protein of 234 amino acids.
AUGGCCAACUUCUAUGAAGUGCUGGGGGUGAAGUCCAGCGCCUCCCCAGAGGACAUCAAGAAGGCCUACCGUAAGUUGGCCCUGCGCUGGCACCCUGACAAGAACCCUGACAACAAAGAGGAGGCAGAGAAGAAGUUCAAGCAGGUGUCUGAGGCCUAUGAGGUCCUAUCUGACUCCAAGAAGCGCUCCCUGUAUGACCGUGCGGGCUGUGACAGCUGGCGGGCGGGUGGCGGGGCCAGCACCCCCUACAACAGCCCAUUUGACACUGGCUACACUUUCCGAAACCCUGAGGACAUCUUCCGGGAAUUUUUUGGUGGCCUAGACCCCUUCUCUUUUGACUUCUGGGACAACCCAUUCAACAGUGACCGUGAUAGCCGUGGCCGUGGCCUGCGUGGGGCCUUCUCAGCAGGCUUUGGUGAGUUCCCUGCCUUCAUGGAGGCCUUCUCAUCCUUCGAUAACACGCUGGGCCGUGGAGGGGGCGGCAGCCGCACCACCUUCUCAUCUACCUCCUUUGGGGGCUCCGGCUCAGGCAGUUCAGGGUUCAAGUCAGUGAUGUCAUCCACUGAGAUGAUCAACGGGAGAAAGAUCACCACCAAGCGCAUCGUGGAGAAUGGGCAGGAGCGCGUGGAAGUUGAGGAGGAUGGGCAGCUCAAGUCAGUGACCAUUAAUGGCAAGGAGCAGCUCAAACGGGUGGACAACAAGUGAGCGCAGGCCGCCCACCACCUGCCACCCAUCACCGCCACCACAGGGCCAUGAGUACAGGCUGAUGGUUAAUAAAUGUGCCUAGUGAGUUCAUGGAAACACCCACCCAUUUUGUGGGAUGUGAGGGUGGUGGGCAAUGGCAGACCUGCUUGGUGCUGGCUGGGACCAUGAGUGGACACUCAAAGGCAUGUUGUUGGUGGUGGACCAGUGGGUACUGCACCCUAGAUCCCGGGGAGGGUCUGCAGGUGGUUGCUGAUCUCUAUCGUUCCAUACUGUGUGGAUUGACAAAUACUAGGACCUCACCCUGUCUCAGUUCAUCUUAGAUUCAACCAAGUGCCUCCAGGUCACUGUCCUCUUCCGGUGGAUCUUCACAGGCCUCCUUGCUUCAACUCUCACUCC